UGGGUGUAAAGACGUCGUAUAUAUGCUGUGAGCCUAUUGUUAUAUAGCCCCGUCUAUUGCAGAACUUGGAAUUACUUAGAUCACGGAAAGCUGCGCUUAAUCUGCUUGCGUGUAUAUAUGUGCGAGAAUACCAAAGGUGGGGGUCUCAGGCUAAUGCUGUACAUACAGUGUCACACAUGACGCGAAUACUUCCUGUGGUUUCGUCUGACCAGGACGUCUCGUCCGUAGAGAGCCGUUCAGUUGCAACUCUUGAGUGCUUUCGUUCGCCCGAUGAUGACUUUCGCUCUUCUUACACGUUCGUUUAUUUAUUGCAGAUAACCCAGCUGAAGAUCGACAACAACCCGUUCGCCAAGGGAUUCCGGGACACUGGCGCCGGCAAGCGGGAAAAGAAGAGACAGGCGAUGCUGCUGCAGCAGGCGCCGUCUUCCCUGCACGGGGGUUCCCAGGGGUCGUCGAUGGGCGGCCGCAUGUCGGCCACCAACCACCACCACCACGCGACGCUGGUGUCCGGCCAGGAGGACUCGAGCGACGACGACGACAAGCUGGACGUCGGCGAGGCGUCGGACCUCAGGCCGGACGGCGUGCUCGGCUCCAGCCCCGGUCGUGACUCCGAAGACCGGCGCGACGACCGCCUCGACGGCCGCUCGCCCCUCAGCAGCACCGGCUCCGUCGACCUGCACGACCGAGGCGGCAAGCUGUCCUCGAGCGCCGCGGCCUCGGGGCUGCCGCAGCCGUCGCCCUUGCUGCCGUACUUCUACCCGCCGUCGCUGUACCCGCCGGGGCUGACGCUGCCGCAGCUGUUCUUCCCGGGCGCGGCCGCGGCCGCCGCAGCGGCAGCCAACCCCGCCGCGCUCUCCUUUCUCAUGGCGGCCAACCACCCGCUGCUGAACCCGGCCGGCUACUCCGAGGUAGCCGCCAGGCUGAAGCAGCACCGCUUCUCGCCUUACGCCGUGCCGGGCAGUCCGUUCGGGGCGCCUUCGCCGCAGUCUCCGUUCCGGUUCCGGCCGGGCGGAGGCUUCCUCGACGAAGACGGCUCCCCGCCGCCCGCUCCGCGGUCGCCGCUCGAGACGGCCUUUCCGAGGCUACACCAGCGGCACCCGACGCCUCCGUCUUCGUCGACCUCGCCGCCCCCUCUCAUACCGGACUGCGGGACGUCAUCCGCCGCUCCGUCGUGCUCGAGCAAGCCCGGCACGCCCGCGAACUCGGACGACGGCUGCAACUCGUCCUCGGAGGGUUCGCCCUGCCGGAGCACCUCCGGGGGGUUCCCCUCCGGCGUCUCGCUGGCUGCCGCGUCGGUGUCGUCGACGAGGAAGCGCGCUUCGUCCCCGCUCUCCUCGCGGUCGACCUCGAGCGACCUGAGGAGCAUCGAGAACAUUGUGAACGGACUCGAGCAGCGUCGCAGGGACUCGAUGGCCGCCGCGGCCGCGGCUGCCGUAGCGGCCGCGCAGCAGGACAGCAAGGCCGGCUGCUAGUUGACAAGAUCGUGUGCAAUGCGCGUUGUGCUUAGACGCUCGGACUGUGUGCGCCUAUGCUGCACCGCUACUCUCCGUGUCGCGUUGGCUUCGCGGAGCACUCGUGGAAAGCUUCUGGUUUAGGUCUCGCCGUUACAUGUACUGGUGAAUCCCCUACCGCGUGCGUGAACGGCGUUUGAUCUGUUUGUUGGUGCUGCGACAGAAGCCAACAACGGUCUUGGACGUCGUUUUGUAACAGUGCAGGGACGUUAGAGGUUAUUUUUACGCCGUAAGGCGUAAGAAGAGAAGAAGGAAGACAGGGAAGUUCACGAUGCAUGUCAGGGCGUGUUUACGUCAAACGCUUACGUUUACGUCAUCUUGUCAAACAACAUGUAAGCGAAGCAACCGCAGGCUCCCCCAGACUUCUUCUUUUACCCGACCCUUCUUCCUCGUACCCAGCGAGGUGAUACGAACGAAAGGCAUUAUCAUUAUCCUAAUAGCGCCUCGAUGAAACUCGGUUUUAGCCAGUGAUGCUUACUGCCGCGCACACGCGAGCAUGCAUCGGGUGCUUCGCGAAGCCAGCGGGGGCGGAGUGUGCGAGUGUACAUUGUUCACGUCUGCAGGAUGUCCUGUAGAAUGUUCUCUUUGUGUUUGUAUGUCUCUGUGCGUGUGUUUGUGUGCGACGACGCACGUCCGCAAGCAUCGACGGACCGCAAAGCUUUGCUGGUCAAACUUUCUGCCCGUGUGCCGACGAUGUGCGUGAAACUGUUGCUGUGGACUCGGGACGAGUUUAUGUGCCGUAUACGUGAACGUCAUUCGUAUGUGCGCUGUGUGUUAUUAUUAUUUCUGUUUUUUGAGGCUGUUUCAACUGCUGGGAGCGCUUGUCAUCUCUCAGCUCCGCUAUGAAAGGAACGUAUGUAUACGUAACUGUAUGAUAUGAUGAUGAGGGACUCGAGCGUGGUUCGUGACUUGCCUUAAUAAGGUUUUGUUUACGAAACCGCGCGUAUACUGAACGGAAAACGGAUUUAUUGCGAGUGCGUAACUAGAAGCUGCACUUCCUUUACUCGCUCGUCGUGUCGGAGUUGGCAAGUUUGCUGACCUUGUGUUACCGGGAUAGCACAGAGCAUUACAGCGCGUAAAGGUGAGGUUGGUUGACGUAAGUGUGCUGCAAAAGCUAAAAGGGCCUCGCCGACUUGCGUGGACAGCAAUUCGAAUGACGGAAAGAAUGGUCGGUAGUCGUUGCAUUCCGCUCGCGACAAGAAUUCGGUGUUGUCCUGUUGUCCUCGCGACCAAACUCACGCCAAAUGUCUUUUCUCGGUGAAAAUUGUGAAAGAAAGCGACAUGUUUACGUUUAAAGUUCUGAAACCAUUCUUCUACACUCGGAGCAAUGCAGUCAUUGAAGCAGUUCAAUGCUAUAUUGCGCCGCAAUUUAUUUUUUUAAGGAAGAGAAGGUCUGUGGUAGUAAUUCGAAAUAAUUUGAAGCCAUUGCGACCCGUCUCUUUCGGCUGGCACUCGCAUCGCCUAAAUUCAAGAGCACGUACUGAUUAGCUAUAGAAUCAUUGUGUCUUGGUGUGCACUGACGUGCUUUUGCUUUCUCUCUUAUCUAAAGCAAAUGUCGUCAAGUUGUUGCGCGAAGCAUACGUUGCGUGACCACACAUGCGCGUCACAAGUAGGCGUGUUACCUCGAAGGCUGCGCACGUAUUUCUGAACAACAACAACAACAAAGAAAGCCGGUUGGCGAUGGUUAAGGCUUGUUGCCGCAGGUCGCGACGCUAUUUCCAGCCUCAAACCGAGAUAUCUUUUUUUUUUCUUUGCUUGUCUCCCGACAACGCUGCAAUCGAGUGAAACGAAGACGGAAGUGAGGCCUGCUAUGAGCAUUUUCUGUAAUGCUUACAACGCCAGUGUCAACAGUAUCGCUGCGACUUGUCUCCCACAGUCGAGGCCCUGAGAGAACUUAAGAAGGAACCGUGGGUACACCGCCAAUAGUUGAUAUGUACAUAGAUAUAACUAUAUAUAAAGUAUAAAUAUAUAAAUAUGUAUACAGAUAACACAAAACAGCUGCAAUAUCUGCGCAUAUGCUACAGCUGCAUGUGACGCUAGAAACUCGCCAGGCCAUGUUGUGUGCAUUUUACAACACCCUUCCAGAGCGUAUAUUUUUUUUUAUUAUUUGUAGGGAUGCGAAGAUUACAGGAACGAGAGCUAGUUUUUAAACUUGCAAUGCUGCGCAAUCUUAUCCUUGUCUUCAACUUAAUAGAAUUACCUAUGCACCCAGAACAGUGCUUCGCGUUGGCGAGAGUGUUGUAUUUAUUCCCCGAAGUUUCGCCAAUCUGAAACAGCAUGUGAUCGUCUGCGGUCGGUAUUCAGAUGCAAGCAGUAGUAUUCAGAGCAAUUCUUCGCUUACGCGUCAGCUGACCCUGUCUGGUCUUGAAUGCAUACCCGACGCGGGAGACAUUACACCGUGCAUAUAUAAAACAAAAAAAAAGGCGUCGUUGCCUUCUUCACCUGAAGCAAGCCACAAGUAUAAUUCUUUUUUUUUUUUUUUUUUGAAGAAGUCCUGACUAAAUUUCACUGCGCGCGGCAUCGCCAAAUCCGCAAUAAAGCUGUGCAACAGAAAUGAAACAAGCUCGAUGCAGAAGCGUGCUCACCUUGUCGAUUCCCAUGCAGUGUUUACGUAGCAGCGAUCACUGAAUUUUGUCCGCGCGGCGCGUGAGUCGCGUAUUCAUCCGCGCCUAAAUGUGUGGUCUCGCCGGGUGCCCGACACAGUCUACAGGUAUUUUUUUUUUUGUUUUUUUUUUAGAGGGCUGUGGAUAUAAAUACGUGUAAUGCGCUGCCGUAAAGACCAAGAUACUAUGUGGGAAAGCUGAAAGAACCUCGAAAGUGAUUUCCUUAAGCUUUGUUCGAAAAAUAUACGACGGGUGCGAAUGCGCGCUCACGUAUGGCUGUCAGCAGUGAACGCCCAUUUGUGUCUUACCAAAGACGGUUCCUUGACUGCAAGGGAUCGGAGACAUCACAAUUUCGAUUGCGUCUUCUGUGUACCUUUUAUAUAUAUUGCGCUUCCACUGACUGUUUGCAAAUGACGGACAAAAGAAACUCGUCAAGCGUGCGAUAACUAUUUAUGAGCUAGCUUUUUCUUGUCUUUCUGACCAGACGAGCUUACCCUCAGUGACAACCUAAGAAUUCACUACACAAGCUUCCGCCCAGAAAGCCGCACUACACCGCGCCUGUGUGUCUGCGCGCUCCAAAACAUAGUUCCCGAGAGACGCCGACAUCGAUCGACGUAUGCAUCCUCCAAUGUGACGUCACCGAAAUGAGCGAAUGCAAUUGGCUGGAGCAUUUACACAAAUAUUCCUUGUUUUGAAGAGCGGUUCAUUCACCGCUGCAGUCUUUGAUUUGAACUUGUCGCCGAUUAUUGUGCAGUCGACGGCAGCGUGACGUCACGGAGUGGGCGUGUGAAACGUUAUGACGUAAACGAAAUCGACUGUCGUUACGCACUCACAAGAUGCUGGGUGGAGAACAAAUGUAUAUCGAGCAGUGCAAAACGUCAUUGCUUUUCGAGACUGCGCAAUCGACGCUGUUUUGCGAACUGAUGGAAGCUUACAGAGCGCAGGAUCAGGCAAAAACACUGGAACGAAGGAACGUGUAGACAGAGCACAGUCUUGCGACUUUAUUCGCUGUAUAGCAUUCGCACAUACAGAUAGACAUUCAUGGCCUUUUCAAGAACAAGACUAACCAAAUUUGCCCUACCAAAGGACUACGAGCCGUGACACGUGACGAAGUAACGUGAAACCAACAUCACGUAGUACACCCGACUCGUGACCGUGAGUGGUCGGUCGACAUAUCAGAGAAAAAGCUUUCAUUCCGGUUAUGGCCGCGUGUACAUAUACGACGUACGUACAUAUAGGGUGUGUAAGGUGGUGUUGGUUUCACUGUUCUCCCUCCCGUGUCGCUGCUCUGUUUAUUCUUUGCGUCUGUUUGAGUUCUUGGUUUUUGCAUCGAUAAAAUAUUUCCCGAUAAGGUUGUAGCAUGCGUGCUCGUGAACAAAUUUGGAGGACAGCGCCCAGUGGACGUUUCGUUGUUCCAGUGUUCUUGUAAGAUUACGCGUUUAAAGCUAGCCAUAGAUCUCGUUCUAUAUGUAUAUUUUUUUUAUUAUCGUUGCUUAUCGGCAGUGAAGUGACAUCUGACGAAAGCUCAAAUUCUGAUGUCUCCGCUCCUUUGUUCCUUUCCUUUGCAUUCUUUUUCCCCUUUAUUUUACUUUUUAUUUUAUUUUAUUUGUAUGUGUGAGUACGCACUUUCACGUGUGUUCGUGUCACUGUGUGAGCGGGUGCAAAUCCAGGAAGGGGAAAAAAAAAACCAACAUUGCUAUGUCUCGCUCUCGCCUCCAUUGCUCCAUGCAGGAGAAAUCCGCAUCGCUGUACAUAAAUCCACCUGCAUGCGCUAUUGUUCAAAGAGGAGCGAGAAAACGAGGGACAGAACACUUCUGGAUGAGCGGAGGGAUGCGUGUCUGAACAAUAAAAUGAACUACGACUGUAUAAUGAAACCAAGAA
Dermacentor andersoni is the source of this 5995-nucleotide messenger RNA. NCBI's taxonomy places the organism in Eukaryota, Metazoa, Arthropoda, Arachnida, Ixodida, Ixodidae. The record is from RefSeq and is a predicted model, not a curated record.